Molecule: messenger RNA, 908 nt
Organism: Rhincodon typus (whale shark)
Lineage: Eukaryota; Metazoa; Chordata; Chondrichthyes; Orectolobiformes; Rhincodontidae
Gene: mrpl24
Product: mitochondrial ribosomal protein L24
Exons: 5
Coding region: 121-765 (214 amino acids)
Biological process (GO): translation
Cellular component (GO): mitochondrion; ribosome
Molecular function (GO): structural constituent of ribosome; RNA binding
Source: RefSeq, a predicted model, not a curated record
GGUGGGGCCAAAGGGCUUGUUUCCGUGCCGUAUGCCUCACUCCCACGUACACCAACUCACCCCCUCGCCCUCUGGCAUCCUCUCCUCUCUCUGCAGCCCCCCCCACCUCCCUGACGGACCAUGCGAUUGGGAGCCCUGCUAGCUGCCGCCGCCAAGCUCCCUCGUGGCUACCGGCACGGCAUGAGCCGGCCCUGGACGGUGGCCGCCCAGAGGAUGAACCCUCCGGGUCGCCAGCGGAGAAAGGUGUUUGUGGAACCCCUAGCUCAGGACGAGUGGAAGAUCUUCCGAGGGGAUACGGUGGAGAUUCUCAAGGGCAAAGAUGCUGGGAAACAGGGAAAGGUCAGCCAGGUGAUUCGAGCUCGGAACUGGGUGGUUCUGGAGGGACUCAAUACGCAUUACCGCUACGUUGGCAAGAUGGGAGAGCACCGGGGAACGUACAUUGCAAGUGAGUCACCACUGUUGAUCCAUGACGUGUCACUAGUGGACCCCAGCGACAGGAAGCCAACAACAGUGGACUGGCGGUAUACAGAAGAAGGAGAGAAGGUCCGGGUAUCCACCCGCUCCGGGAGAAUCAUUCCCAAACCAGUGUUUCAGAGGAGAGACGGGAUUGUGCCAGAACAGUGGAAAGAUGGGCCAAAGGACACCAGUGUUGAGGAUGCACUGGAGAAGACAUUCACACCCAUUCUGAAGACCUUUGAGGAAGACGUGAUGGAGAAAAUGGGAAUAAACGAAAGCAGCAGGCCUCGGAGAUCAUACUGGUACUGAGCACCUGCAGGACACAUGCUGGUGCCCAGGGGAGCUAAACAGGAAGAGACAGACUACAUCCAGUCACACAGGGAAUGGGCACUUCACCCUAGAGUUAGCCGUAUUUAAUUAAUACUGUCAAAUAAAAGGAUUUAUUUUCAUUG